Molecule: messenger RNA, 2064 nt
Organism: Fonsecaea nubica
Lineage: Eukaryota; Fungi; Ascomycota; Eurotiomycetes; Chaetothyriales; Herpotrichiellaceae
Exons: 1
Coding region: 1-2064 (687 amino acids)
Source: RefSeq, a predicted model, not a curated record
AUGGCGGAUGCAAGUCAUAUCACCACCCAUCCUCAGCCUUACCGCAAACGGGGAGACUCUCAGGCCUUUUGCAGAAAAUGUGCAUCAUUGGACUUGGAGAGGGUGUUUGCCCUUUCUCAGAGUGAUUCCACACCCGUGACAGUGAUCAAGCUCGACAAGGGGUACGAGCCCUCGUGUCCGCUUUGCAGAUUCCUAGGGCAUAUCGCCCACAACAGCCCGCGAUCACCUAAACCGAUCCUAACCUUUCUGAAGAUAUAUCAUCUGUGUACUCGCUGCGGUGUGUCGCUUCUUGACUGCCUACACCCUGACGUGGUCUUUGGGGUUGUCGGCACAGAUCGAGAACUGCCGUUGGCAAAGGUUCUCAACCGGUAUGAGAACCUCGAAAAGCGUCAACUCAUCUCUGAUUCCACCUGUCUCCUGCGGGAUGCUGGUCUUAUACUACCCAUUGAUCAGGAUUCCACCCCUGUCCGUUUACAGGGGCACCAGAUAGACGCCGAUUCCAUCAAUUCUGAGGCUGUAAGCAGUUGGAUAGCGACUUGCAAGAGACUUCACCCUCAAUGCUCCAAGGCCUGCGCCAACGCUACCGCCUAUCCCAGGUGGCUGUUUGACUGUCAUGAUAGAAGGCUUGUUCGCAAUUAUGGUAGUGUCGAGUACACAGCUCUGAGCUAUGUCUGGGGUUCGGGGUCGACAGCUUCCUGUCCGAGCGGGAUCCAUGGAACUAACGAUGACCUGGCUUCGCUGCCACAGGUAGUAGAGGAUGCCAUUUCGGUCACCAAAGCUCUCCACUUUCGAUAUCUUUGGGUUGACCGGCUCUGCAUUCGGCGUAACAACAAGCACGAGUUUCAUCGUGACCUAAAGGAUAUGGCCUCAUUCUACCGUGCGGCUCAGUUGACCAUCAUUGCGCUCCACGGGGAGAGUGCAGACGAUGGUCUUCCAGGCGUCAGCACCGUCCGGUGCGAAGAACAGCCUUGUGUCGAGAUCGGGAGUUGUCGCCUGAUAUCCACCAUGGGCACGCUCGAGUCGGCGAGGUAUCGCUCGAAAUACAUAACUCGAGCGUGGACACACCAGGAGGAAGUCUCAUCGAGGCGUCGAUUGUACUUUACGCGUCAGCAAUUGUACUUCAAGUGCAUGACAUCGUCGACAUGCGAGACGGUCGCCACCCACAGCUCGCUCGAGGAGCUCUUGGUUGAGCCAACCGUAAUUUCGAGUGGCAGUCCUAAGCACGAGCUGGAGGAGUUUGACACCGCCUGGGAGCACAUCUCCCAAGUUUCGAGACGGAGUCUAACAUACGAGUCAGACCGGCUGAAUGCAGUGCUUGGUCUUCUCGAAGAACCGUCGCUGCUCAAAGAGUCGUCUCACCUGCGCCAAAUUUACGGCAUGCCCAUCCCGCCCGGCAGGAGGUGGAGGGACGACAUGCUUUCGCCCGACGCACUGUUUGCCCUCUCACUUCUCUGGACCAGACGUCACACCGAGAGCCGGCAAGAUUGCUUUCCGAGUUGGUCCUGGGUAGGCUGGAGCGGCGGCAAGGUGGUCCCGAUCUCUCUGGGCCAACACGCCGCGGAAGGCUCGUGGUCCAACGACGUGGAGGUCGGCCUACAAGCAUGCGACACGUACGACGCGGUGACCCUGAAGGACGUGUCGCGCUUCACCGAGGCCGCCGUGGACGAGAUGCCCCGGGUUCUGCGCGUGAGGAGUCGAGGCUGUCGCCUACGCAACCUGGUCCGCAACCCAUCACCCACGCAGCGCGUCCGGGCGAACUUUGUGUGCGGCUUGACCGAGAGAUCCGUGCCCAUCGACACGGAACUGUGCUCGGACGCCGCGCUCUCCCGCCUCGAGACGUGCGGCACGGUUCUCGCCCUCGACUUUGUGGACCGGUCCAGGGGCCACGACCUGGAUCGCUCGGCGCCCUUGCUGGUGGUGGCGGCCGUGAAUGGGACAGAUCGGCCCUUUGAGCGUGUCGGGACCAUCCGCCUGUCGGCGAUCCUGUCGCUCACGUACCUGGAGCGUCUGAGGCCUGCCGACUUUUUGUCCAAGUGGGAGAACGUGACGGUGCGGAUAGGAUGA